UUAAUGGAAAGCAGUGUUUCAGCGGAGGAUCGGCUAAAUGUGUGGCAAUUAUGCAAAACAUAUUUAGGCGGCGAAUGGAGUGAUGUUUGCGCCGACGAUCUGGUUAUCAAACCCGCGACGGGUGGAUUUGUAAAUAAAAUACUAUUCUGUUUUCUACCCGACUCGAUUGACCAAGGACAAACAAAAUACUCGAAAGUGGUGGUCAAAUAUUUCGAUGUCGAUUGUUUCGAAAGGUGUGGCAUAAAUCUAACCCAUUUAUUAGCAGUUAAUGUAAUUUUAUCCGAGAAUAAUAUAUCGCCCAAAAUGUUGGCCGUCUUUGAAAAGGGAAAUAUCUGUGAAUAUAUUGAUUCACACUAUUUCAACGCCGGCGAUGACAUCAACCCUAUGGCAGUGUCAGUGUUGGCACAAAAGGUGGCAAAAUUGCAUUCAUUAAAUAUGCCGAUAUUUAAAGACAGCGCCGACUGGUAUAUGAAAAUAAUUAUGGACAUUAGGUACCCAGAGAGCGAUCGGGAGUCCUAUAGAAACGGGUCGGUUCGCCAGGAGAUCCAGAAGAAUAAGAAUGACUACAAGACACUCAUAUCAUUGGACUUAUUGGAUGAGAUGGAUUGGCUCAGACGUAUGUGCGAACACAUUGCCUGUCCCGUAGUCUUCUCUCACUGUGACCUCAAUCGGCGCAAUACUCUGGUCCGGGAGGGAGGGGUUGGCCCGGGUUUGGACGUAUUCAUUAUUGACUGGGACUGGUGUUGCUAUACCUAUAGGGGCGCCGACUUUGGCGAUUAUUUUAUGAAUUGGUGCCAAACAGAGCUGGACUUCGGUGGCGGACCCUUUCCCACUGACGACCAGAUGUUGGUCUUCAUCGACGCCUAUAUCCGGGAAAUGACAGCAAUUAAUGGCAACUCUUUUACACAAUUGGAGAUCAAUUCACGACAAAGGCUUAUAAAGGAGGCAAAAGUACAUGGAAAGUUAGAAAUGAUGCCCAAAGCGGAACAAAGACUUAAAGUUUACGCAAUACUAAAGGAUCGUAUAUUUGACGAAUAUCCGGAACUUCAAUAA
Medioppia subpectinata is the source of this 1053-nucleotide messenger RNA. The record is from the annotation of a GenBank genome assembly. Lineage: Eukaryota; Metazoa; Arthropoda; Arachnida; Sarcoptiformes; Oppiidae.